Molecule: messenger RNA, 5544 nt
Organism: Ictalurus punctatus (channel catfish)
Lineage: Eukaryota; Metazoa; Chordata; Actinopteri; Siluriformes; Ictaluridae
Gene: kcnk10a
Product: potassium channel, subfamily K, member 10a
Exons: 7
Coding region: 286-1998 (570 amino acids)
Biological process (GO): stabilization of membrane potential; potassium ion transmembrane transport
Cellular component (GO): membrane
Molecular function (GO): potassium ion leak channel activity
Source: RefSeq, a predicted model, not a curated record
CACUGCAGCUGCUGGGAGGAACCUGAAGAGGAACCUGAAGGAUGUAGAUGCUUUAAGAUCAACAGGACCAGCUCCGCGCGCGCGAACGUGUCUCCUCCCGUGAAAUGGAUAAAGAAGAGGCGGAACCGUGAGUCGUGUUCGUCUGUGAAGCAGCGCGGAGAUGAAGAAGACUCGCGUUCACAUCACGCCGAACAGAUAUAAGACCACGGCGCGUUUCGAACAGAUCUAUUUUUCGAACAGAUAUAUUUUCUAAUUCAUCUUAAGUGAACUCUCUGGAGAAUAAACAUGAAAUUUCCGGCGGAAAAUCAGAGAAAACCGAGCAGUAGCUGGAGUCCUCCUCCAGUGGCAGUCCAGACCAACCUCGUUCCCCCGAAAAAAGUCCAGCCCGGGAUGCUGCAGUCCAGUUUGGUCCAGGCCAGCGUGGCCACAAUGCAGAACCCAAUGGGAUGUUCACUUCCUCGCCUCUCUGUUUCGCGGCCUGCUAGCAUGGUAGCUAGCAUGGAGGCGGGGGCAGACAGCUCGGCACUUCUAUCCGUGAUGAAGUGGAAGACAGUGCUGGCUGUAUUCGUGGUGGUGGUGAUUUACUUAGUGGCCGGCGGUUUGGCAUUUCGAGCGCUCGAGCAGCCGUUUGAAAGAAACCAGAAGGACACGAUUACAGCCGAGAAGGCAGCAUUCCUGCAAAAGCAUCCCUGUGUCACACCAGAUGAACUGGAGAUUCUCAUUAAGCACUCCAUUGACGCCUUCAGCGCUGGAGUGAGUCCGAUAGGAGACACAGCGCACAACUUCAGCUACUGGGAUCUCGGCAGUGCUUUCUUCUUCGCUGGUACUGUGAUCACCACUAUAGGAUACGGGAACAUCGCUCCAAGCACAGAGGGAGGGAAAACUUUCUGCAUUCUGUACGCCAUAUUCGGCAUCCCGCUCUUUGGCUUCCUGCUGGCUGGAGUUGGAGAUCAACUCGGCACCAUCUUUGUAAAGACCAUCGCCAAAGUGGAAAAGAUGUUCAGGAACAAGAAUAAUCAAAUCAGCCAGACGAAAAUCCGUGUGGCCUCGACGUUACUCUUCAUCCUCGCCGGAUGCAUCGUCUUCGUCACAAUUCCUGCAGUUAUUUUCAAAGAAAUUGAAGAAUGGACGGCGCUCGAUGCGAUUUAUUUUGUUGUUAUCACACUAACGACUGUUGGCAUUGGAGACUACGUUGCAGGAGGAAACCGGGCAAAAGAAUAUUAUAACUGGUACAAGCCACUGGUUUGGUUCUGGAUCCUGGUUGGUCUGGCAUACUUCGCUGCUGUACUGAGUAUGAUCGGAGACUGGCUACGAGUCCUGUCCAAAAAGACAAAAGAAGAGGUUGGCGAGUUCAAAGCUCAUGCUGCCGAGUGGAAAGCAAAUGUUCGGGCUGAAUUCAGAGAAACAAGGCGUCGCCUUAGUGUGGAGGUUCACGAUAAAUUGCAACGUGCCGCAACGAUUCGGAACAUGGAGCGUCGUCAGCUUGGAUUGGACCAGCGUGCUCAGUCGCUCGACAUCUUAUCUCAUCCUAUUGAGCGACGAGUGGCAAACUUCAACAUCCUGGAUGCAGCGACUAACUUCAAGACAUCGUCUCAGGAGAGCAUCAACGCAAAGCUAAACGACAACAUAUUUAACCGAUUCGGCUCUGUCAGCAAACUGGCCAAACGAGCCAAGAACAAGGAGCUAAAGAAGAACAUCCCAGGAGAUGGACGGAAACCCGGCAGUGAGGAGAAGAAAGAGGCGGAGGAGGAAGAGUUGGAGAAGGAGGUCAACACCAGUCUGUCGGAUCUGCCGUUGUUCGUCGAGAGCCCGAAAUCACAGAAUGGAUUCAUGAUGGUGCCGGCAAAGACCAAAGAAGAAGAAUUAGAAGAAGAAGAAGAAGAAGAAGAAGAAGAAGAAUUAGAAGAAGGAGAAGAAGGAGGGGGAGGAGGAAAAGAAGAAGAAAAAGAAGAUAAGGAAAAAAAACUUGAGGAGUUUUGUGUAGAAAUGGACAUUUAGAUAGGAGAAAUCAUCUUUCUUGAAAAAUAAAAGUGCCUUAUUUCUCAUUGAUGCUGAUGGGAAAAUUGUAACAUCCCAUUUUAAUGUUGGUGAAACUUUUCACUGUGUCCUGAUAACUUGAUUUAAAAAAAAUUCACCUGACAGACCAAUAAAAGCAAAACAGUUUUUGAAAAAGGAUCCUAUCAAAGUUUCAGCAAGUGAACUGUAGCGAAUUAAAGUGACAUUUACUGGCCUGAAAGACUGAAAGUUGAUAUUGAGCUCUUUCCACAAUGAACUUGAAGAUAUGAAAAUAAUAUAAAUGAAAAAAAUGCAGAUGGAGAUGAAGGACGAAAACUGAUUUAAAAAUGUAAUGUAUCAGAAAAAAUUCCAUGAUAUACAUUAGGCAUGUGUCGAUAUAAAAUUUUAAAUUGUGAAAAGUCCUUAACCUUUUAUCAUGGUUAAGGAUGUCGACACAGUAUUAGAUAUUGGAUAUGUUUCAUUCUGGCAACUUCUUUAUAGUCUCAUUGGUUGAAGGCCCCAGUCUUGUUAGGCAGCAUUUUAACUGAAAAGGAACCUCAUCGGGUAUCACGUCAUCAUAUGUCAUAUGUCACUUUCAGUGUGCUGCUGGUCACUCGCUAGUUUACUGGAUUAUGUGGCUUAAUGGUUAGCAUGUUUGCCUCACACCUCUAGGGUUGAGGGUUCAUUUCCCACAGCAGCCUGUGUAUGUGGAGUUUUCAUGUUCUCCCCAUGCUUCGGGGGUUUCCUCCGGAUACUCCAGUUUCCUCCCCCAGUCCAAAGAUUGGCUGAUUGUAGGCUGAUUGACAUGUCCAAAAGUCUCAGUAAUGUAUGAAUGGAUGAUGGAUUGGCAUCCUGUCCAGGGUGUCCACCGCCUUGUGCCCCAUGCCCCCUGGGAUAGGCUCCAGGUUCCCUCCAACCCAGUAAGGAUAAGCAGUACAGAGAAUGGAUGGAUGUUGCCUCUGUAGCACAGGGAACUAGUUUCUUACUGGAAUACAAUGCUAAACACAUCUCAUAUUUCUCAGACUUUCCAGAACAGAAUAAUUGACUACUUUCUCCCUCUAAUUUUUGUCCAAAAUAAGUCAGCCAUAUGGAUCAGCCCAUUUUUCAAGCAGGACAAUUGAUAAUAUAACCGGCCAAAGCAUUAUUAAUGUGAAAUUGGGAAAGGGGCGGGGCUUCCAGGGUAUCAGUUUAGAGAGUUUUAUAAUAAUAAUAAUAUUUAUUAUUCUUAAUAUAUUAUUGAUAUAAUAUUAGAGAGUUCAAAACACCUACACAACUGUCAAUCAUCCCAGAUUCAUAGGACGGUUGACUCUUGUGCGGUUUUUAUUGCUUUAUUAUCCUAAAAGAAGUUUUUCUGUAUUUUUGAGUGAUAAAUAUGUGUGUUGAUGUUAAAAUCCGGAGCUCAGACACAAAAUGUGUAAGGGUUGUAAGGUCUGGACUUAAUCUCUCGCUCUUGGUGAAUGGAAGGUAGAGUGAAAAUGCAGGAUGUUUAACUAUAUUUUAAAUAACCAAGUGUCGGCACAUGCCUAAUAUAUAUUCCCUAAAAAAAUUACAUUGCCCAAAGUAGCAUUGAAAAUUGGAUGAAGUUCUGAAAUUUUGAAGCAAAUGAUAUAUGUGCAUGAUCUUGGAGUUUUAAUGUCCUCUAUAAAAACACAUGCUGUUCAUUUUCAUAACCAAUGAGAUCUCAGGGCUUGUACUCCAUCCUACACCACUAUACACACAGUCAGGACCAAAUGUCUGAGCACAAGAACCGUGUCAUUUUGUCAGUUUUCUACAACUAGUCUCAAUUCUGUUUUCCUCUUUUACACCACAGCAUUGUGGAGUUCUGGAUUCUGAUUGGUCAGAAGGUGUUGAUUAAUUUUCUGUAACGGCAGCUCUGAUGCAAAUCACAGGUUUAUAUUAAUGCGCUCGUUCUAAUACGUUAGUGUUUUUAUAGUAACAGCUCAUUCACAGCUAAUCAUAAUCAUAAAUACGGGGAACUUUUCUGUAUGGAGAUGUUUAUGUAACGUUUAUGGAAGGAGUCUCCAGUGUCAGCUCUGUGUAACAGUCAGAGAUAAAGCUGUAACUUUAAAUUGAUGCUUCUUUGCGGGUAACAUGAAAGGUGCAUUUUUUUGUCAUAUUAACUAAUUAUUUGAGAACAGGAACUGACGUUCCACAACAUUAAAUGUAUUUAUUUUUUUUUUAAAAUUAUGAUAGUGUUCUUUAAUAAAUUUAAAAAAUGAUAAAUUGUUGUGGUGUAAGAGGAAUAAAACACUAAAAUAAUCAACACAAAAAUCACUUUUGAGUGAUAUUAUUAUUAUUAUUAAAUUAACUUUGGGGUGAUAACAGUAACUCCACUUUAUCACACCAGGUUGUGUUGAAUAACUGAUGAAAUGAAACGAGUCACUCAGACUUUUGUACCUUACUGUACACUGAAGCCAUAGUGUCAAAAAUCCGAAUCAGAUCAGAAUCGAUGGUGCACUUUUUAGUCGGUGAAAGAAUGGCCAAAGAUGAAAUGUUCACAAUGUCCCCUUUACUCCAACACACUCACACUGUUAACCUGGUGCGUAUAUACUUCUAUUACAUGUUAGCUACAUUAGCAUCGUAGCUCCAGUGCAAAUUGCACACACAAAUCGUUUGCGGUGAAGAGAACAUUGUGAACAUUUCAGAUUUGUCUGAGCUAUCACGUCACGUUUUGGUGUAAACAUGUCCUCAUCACACUUAGCACUUUCCCAAGCCGAGAAGCUUUCUGUGUUUUUAUUUAUUUCGCUAAACAGUGAAGCUGUCGUACAAGAUGCCUUCUGUGUGUAAAAAUACAGUAUAUGUGUGUGUGUGUGUGUGUGUGUGUGUGUGCGUGUCUGAUGUGUGUAUGUAUGUUGUAUUAAAACUAUGAUUCCCUUGCAUAACUAGGCAUGUGGCAAUGUUCCAUUCACCUCAUCCAAGUUAAUCAUGGUUUUCGAUAUUAUCACGAUGUUCUGUCCAGUUCUGUCCAGAAUGGCUUGUUCUCCAAGAACAAUGGAAUGCAGAGGAAUGAUGAUAUUUUGUCCACGCUAACAAUAUUGUGUGUGUUGAAUAUCAUGAUGUACCGUGUAGCCAGUUACUGGCACAUGCCUACGCAAUACCUCACUAUCGCAAUCCUUCGCACAUGUGCUUGUUGCUGAGCUUUACACACCCGACGUGCUCUUCUUGUUCGCAGUAGUCUAGUGUGAAUGCAGCAAAAAGGACUUAAUGUUUUGUCAUGAAGAUGAUGCUAUGAAGAUUUUUUUAAAUGUUCAAAGCAUUUUAAAACAAACAAACAUAAAAAGAAUUUAAAGACAUGGAAACUAAAAGCAUGCCUUUUGUGCUAAUAUAUUACGGUAUGGUAUUGAGUGUACUGCUACGUGCUUCUGAAAAUGAGCGUUUAUAAACGUGACGAGUUUAUCGAGUUAAACGCUGAACGUCCUCCAGUUUUAAAAAUAUAUAUAAACAUUUUAAAGUGCAAUGAAAUUGUGCAUAAUUGUGCAAGCAUUACUUUCAAUGUAGUGAGUGCCUUUUUAGAAAAAAAUAAAAAUGAAACUAGCAUAUGAAGUUUCC